UGGGUCAGGAAUGCGUGAGCACCUGUUUAGUCUGGGUUUGUGACUGGCAUAGAGUUCAGGUGCAGUGAGAUGAAGAUGGCAGUUGCUACUAUCCUUCACUCUUGGAAUACUGCUGUUGAGCCAAAAUUACUGACACCUGAAACUUCUUGGUCUCAUCUCAACCUUCCAUCUUAUACAACAGAAUCUUUUUUCAUAUUUUUUCUAAAUCUCAAAGUCUGUACCUUUUUCAUCUCUAAGUUCCUGUCAAGGAGCCCUGGUGGUGUAGUGGUUAAGUGCUUGGCUGCUAAUCCAAAAAUCGACAGUUCGAACUCACCAGCUACUCACCAGAAAGAUGUGGCAGUCUGCUUCUGUAAAGAUGUACAGCCUAGGGAACCCUACGGGGUGGUUGGUUCUACUCUGUCCUAUAGGGUCACUAUGAGUUGGAAUUUACUUGAUGGCAAUGGGUGUGUGUGUGUGUGUAAGUUCCUAUUUUGUGCAUAAAUGACAGUCAUAACUCUAAUAAUGUCUUCAAAUAUUCUCUUGUGGCCCACUUAGGACUGAUGUCUCCUUUGCCUGGGAUGUCUUCUCUUGUAGGAAGGACAGACAGCUUCAUCUCAUACAUGAGGUGAACUCAUUCUCAUCCUCUUCUACAGAGCAGUUCUGCUGGUUUUGGUAGAGUCUAUGGUGAUCUCCCUAAUAGGAGGACUUGCAUAUGUAUUUUUGUAGAAGCAGAAAAAUGUAGUAGCUGAGGGCUUCAGCUAUGGUUUCAGAAUUCAUGGUUUCAGAUUAUGGCUUCACUACUGUGAUUUUAGUAAAACAUCUUUACUUACCUUUGGAUUUGUUUCCUCAUCUGUAUAAUUUGAAAUGACAAUGAUUAUUCUCUCAUAGGGAAGGUGAUCUUGUAAAAUAUCAGCCGAAUUUAGAAAUUAUAAAGAGUAAUAAAAGGGACAUAAAAAGGAAAUUUUCCAAACAAAUCAGUAAACAGGUCAUUCUACUGGGUUUUAACAGAAUGAAUGGGUUUGUAACUAUAAAACACUUAGAAUACUGCCAGGCACUCAACUGUUAUUUUUCAAUGUUUUUUAGAAAUAAGUUAUUUCCCCAUGGGUAUUCAUCUUGUCUGGAUGGGUUUAUUUCUGUUUUAUCUUCCAAGGUUUCAGAAGUGGCUGCUCUGAAACGUCUGAUCAGGAUUCAGCACAUGGCAUCACCUAGCAACUUCUCCACGGUUCCAGUCUCUGAAUUUAUCCUCAUCUGCUUCCCUAACUUCCAGAGUUGGCAGCACUGGCUAUCUCUGCCCCUCAGCUUCCUCUUCCUUCUGGCCAUGGGGGCCAAUGCCACACUCCUGAUCACCAUCCAGCUCGAGGCCUCCCUGCAUGAGCCCAUGUACUACCUGCUCAGCUUCCUCUCCCUGCUAGACAUUGUGCUCUGCCUCACUGUCAUCCCCAAGGUCCUGGCCAUCUUCUGGUUUGACCUCAGGUCUAUCAGCUUCUCUGCCUGUUUCCUCCAGAUGUUUAUCAUGAACAGUUUCUUGACCAUGGAGUCCUGCACAUUCAUGGUCAUGGCCUAUGACCGCUACAUAGCCAUCUGCCAUCCGCUGCAGUACCCAUCCAUUAUCACUGAUCAAUUUGUGGCUAGGGCUGCCAUCUUUGUUGUGGCCCGGAAUGGUCUUCUUACUAUGCCUAUUCCCAUACUUUCUUCCCAACUCAGAUACUGUUCAAGAAACAUCAUCAAGAACUGCAUCUGUACUAACAUGUCUGUGUCCAAACUCUCUUGUGAUGACAUCACCUUCAAUCAACUUUACCAGUUUGUGAUAGGUUGGACCCUGCUGGGCUCUGACCUCAUCCUUAUUGUUCUCUCUUACUCUUUUAUCUUGAAAGCUGUGCUUAGAAUCAAGGCUGAGGGAGCUGCGGCUAAAGCUCUAGGCACCUGUGGUUCCCACUUCAUCCUCAUCCUCUUCUUCAGCACAGUCCUGCUGGUUCUGGUCAUCACUAACCUUGCUAGAAAGAGAAUUCCUCCAGAUGUGCCCAUCCUGCUCAACAUCCUGCACCACCUCAUACCUCCAGCUCUGAACCCCAUCGUUUAUGGUAUGAGAACCAAGGAGAUCAAGCAGGGAAUCCAGAAAUUGCUGAGAAGGUUGUUAGAAAUGAAAUGAAUGAGACCUUGCCAUGGGAACAGAAAUUGAUAAUAUACAAUAAUUCUCAUGGUACAUAGGAAAUUUACAUAGGUGCUGUACAAAUAAAUUUGGAUUUAUGUUUCCCCAAUGUUUCAGUUGAUUGUGGAGACAGCCAUAUCUUGGCUGUUGUUUGAAGAAAAUUCUAUUGCAUUUUUUAUAUUCUGGAGUUACCUGCGAGUUUAUCCAGAGACUUGUCUAGCCAUAAUUGCAGAAUAUUAAUUAGAGUGUAAUGGUUAAUGAAUUAAAGAACAAAUGUUAUUCCAAUCUUUUCAAAUGCCUCUCAAUUUCCCGAAUGGCUUAAUACACAGAUGUGUAUUAGCUCUCUUGAUUCAGCCUGAUACAGCUCAACCUGGUUUUGUGCCGUGAAUGGGUCUCUUGUGGAGAUACAGAAUUAAUUCCAGAGUUUUGAUUCUUAUAGGUGAGUGAGUGACACAUGCCAUCCACUGCCUCCUCUAGUCUUGCCAGAUCUUGCUAAUAUUUUUAGCUAACGUCACUUCUUAGAAGAUGAAUUACUUAUAGUUCUUUCCUUCUUUCUAAAGAGUAUUUUCUAUUUUAAGAAGAAUUAUUUUUGAGUGUGUUUUAAGUGAAAGAGUGUGUCCUUUUCUUCAGAUGUGCAAUAGAUUAUCCAAGUUCUGGCUUCAUCAUUAGAUUUCAGGCACCAUCUGCAUCCCUACCCUCUCCUGCCUAUCUUGGGUAUGCACCUAAAUUGACUUUUUCAUCCUACUUUCAGUCCUGUUGUGUCAGUCCUGUUAUCCCGUGUUGGAACCAGCAUAGCUUCCCAUAGCAAUCAGGCAUCCAAAUUAGCAGGUUUGCUGAAUAAGGAUGAGUGUUUUACUGCUUUUAAGUUCCCUUCCUGAUCAUGCCUUGAAUAUGGUGGGGCUUAUGUAUUGGUCAAUAUUUCCUGGGAUUAAUUUACAUUGAUAACCAGGCCUCUUUUUGGAUAGUAUUUGAGAGCUUCAUAUAUGUAUUACUUUAUAAGCAUUAUUCAAGAAUGUCUCUGAAUAUGGCUGAUCAAUGAUAAAGCUAACCAUUUUUGGGGUCUUUCAAAAUAAUUUUUUUAUAUUACUGUUUUUCUUCAAAAUAAUAGCUUUGAUCUC
This is a messenger RNA of Loxodonta africana (African savanna elephant), 3246 nucleotides long. Its product is annotated as olfactory receptor 56A4. Gene Ontology annotation, biological process: G protein-coupled receptor signaling pathway. The transcript has a single exon. The record is from RefSeq and is a predicted model, not a curated record. Gene Ontology annotation, molecular function: olfactory receptor activity; G protein-coupled receptor activity. NCBI's taxonomy places the organism in Eukaryota, Metazoa, Chordata, Mammalia, Proboscidea, Elephantidae. Gene Ontology annotation, cellular component: plasma membrane. Bases 989 to 2128 code for a protein of 379 amino acids.